Messenger RNA from Penicillium paradoxum, 579 nucleotides. RefSeq names its product Rpp14/Pop5 family protein. The transcript has 2 exons. The record is from RefSeq and is a predicted model, not a curated record. Gene Ontology annotation, biological process: tRNA 5'-leader removal. Gene Ontology annotation, cellular component: ribonuclease P complex. Lineage: Eukaryota; Fungi; Ascomycota; Eurotiomycetes; Eurotiales; Aspergillaceae. Gene Ontology annotation, molecular function: ribonuclease P RNA binding. The coding region runs from base 1 to 579 and encodes 192 amino acids.
AUGGUCCGUCUCAAGAGCCGCUACCUCCUCGUGGACAUCCUCUACCCAGACCCAUCAACCUGGCCCGCAGCUCCAAUUUCAAAGCCUCACAACCCCCAACUAGCAAUCCACUCCCCAACCUCCGACGCACUCACCCCAGGCUUCCUAGCCAAGAUGAUCCGCGAGUCCGUGGCAGAGCUAUACGGCGAUUGGGGCAUUGGAAAGCUAGGCGGUGCAUCAGCAGGCGGAAUAACCAUCAAAUACCUUUCGCCCGCUACUUCCACUGCGAUAGUCAAAUGCCCUCGCGCAGCCUUCCGCCUCGUCUGGUCUGCGCUCACUUAUAUGUCCGGCGUGCCGGAACCUGCCAGUGGCUUGAAACGCUCGGGGACUGGCCGCGAGCGCGGGUGUGUGUUCCGAGUGAUUCGGGUGUCUGGGACUAUGCGCAAAGCGGAGGAGGAGGCUAUUCGGCGCGCGAGGAGGGAGAUUGUUAGGGUUAAGGAUGCGGAGGAGAGGGGGGUUCUUGAGGGAUUGGUUGGGGGUUCUGCUGUUGUUGAAUCUGUUAUGGAUGAGAGUGAGGAUGAGAGGAUGGGUGAUGAUUGA